UGUCCGCAGUCUACAUCGUCAAGGUUCGCUGUUGUCUGGUGCGUCUGACAGAAUGUCCGCUGCGUCAGGUUCACUCCCGGGUGUCGCUCCUGGGGAUACUACACUCUUGUCACCACAGCAGCUCGGCGUUAUGGGUAUGGAGGCUCUAGAGACCAGUAUAAACUACUGGGAGGACGCUCUGGCCUUAUACACCACCAAGGGCCCCACCCUAGCUCUGACCAGCGAGGAAGAAGCAGAGUUCUCCAGUGAGCUGCAGAAGUUGGUGGAAGCUGCCUACAGCUUACAGGAACAGUGUGAACUGCUCUUUCUUGACCAGCGCUCUGUGCUGUUCCGUGCCGACAGUUCCGUCAGAGAUGGUCUCUCGGAGCACAGGUCCGGGGACUAUUCCUCUCCAGAGUCGUUUGUAUCAGCGCAGGACCAGGUGGCAGACCUAAGAGAGUUUGAAGAGUUUGUGGACUUGUGUACGGACACAGACCAAUUGCCACUUUACCAGUCUGCGUUGAGACAGUUUGAAGAUGUCGGCAUUCCCUACAGAACUCUAAGAACAGAGAUGGUUCACUGUAGUUCUGACGUGGAAUACCUUUGCAAGCUGCAUUGUAUACGACUUGCAUUCCAAUACCUGUUUAAGGACACCAACAAUUGGACUUGGUUUGCCAACAAUGGUAGACAAGUUCUAUACGACCUACUUCUCUAUGCCGAUAAGGACACAAAGGAUUUCAUGGUGGCGUAUGAAGAGAUGCUGUUGUUCCUACAAGAGAAGGAUUGCUGGGAGGAUGUUGAGAAGGAGUUGAGUGUGAAGGGUGUGAAGGCGAUGACGUUCUACGACGUUGUCAUGGACUAUAUCCUCAUGGACGCCUUCGAAGACCUGGACACUCCUCCGGCUUCCGUCACCGCAGUUGUUCAAAACAGAUGGUUGUCCAAUGGAUUUAAAGAGUCUGCGUUGACAACAGCAGUGUGGUCAGUUCUAAAGGCUAAAAGAAGAAUGUUAAAGUACCCAAAUGGAUUCAUGGCUCAUUUCUACGCCAUUUCAGAACAAAUGUCCCCCUUGAUGGCUUGGGGAUUUUUAGGGCCUGAUGAGGGCCUAAAAUCCAUCUGCCUUUAUUUUAGGGAACAGGUAAUGGGAUUCCUAACAGAUGCCUUCAGUUUCCAAAAAACGAGGUACACGACAGUCGAGGAAUUAGCAGACGACGUUUUCAAAUUCAUCAAAGUCAGAGUAGAAAAUCUCAGUCGAAGAUUAAACUCCAGGGAAAUCCAAGCCAGUGUUUAAGAUGUAACAAGCUCGCCUUCAGAUGCUACACGACUGCUCUGAAGUAGUAGGAACUAAAUAACAGUCAGUCUGUUGGUAUUGACGAUGACUGAAAACUGUAAAUGAUAAGUUGUUAGUUUGUUUUAUUUAUAAGCGCGGUAGCUUGGCUAUGAAUCUUUGAGAUUUAUUAAAUCAGUUCUGUCAGGGCUAUAUAUGAGAGGGAUACAGUGGAUUGACAGUUCCAGGAUCUCUCUCACUUUCUCUCUCUCUCUCUGUCUUUAGACAACAAGUUUCAACUAUUUACAACAGAAUAGUGUAAAGUAAUCCUAGUUCUGCACAGUUUUUCAUUGAUUUGGUUGUAUUUUACUAUUGUCUAUGAAGUGGAGAGGGUUAGAAUAAUGGUUGAGGACAAAGAUGAGAAAGCAAUGUUUACGCCAAUUAUGAAAGUUGAAAGUUUGACACUCUGCUAACUGUAUAUGUGGCAGGUAUUUUAAAAGUCUAACUUAUGUUUUCAAGAUUGCAAAGUGAUCUCGUUGAACAAAAAUAUUAACUUAUGGGUUUGUAUAUAUUUUCUUGUAUAGUUUGAAAGUGUUUUUGUGUUAUUGUUUAUCUUGUUACUGUCCAAAACUGUGAUUUCUUGUUUAUAUUCCAAGCACAAUAACUUGAACAGCAAUAUCCAAUGUUUUUGCUGUUAAACUGUAUAAUGUUGCUAUCUAUAACAUUCCAUUGAUCUUUGUGGUCAAAUUGUACCAUUGAUUUAUAGGCUAUGUUUAUUUCUUUACUAUGAUACACUGCUUGAAUUGCAGUAGGACCCCCUUUACUGGCUCUUGUGUAUUCAAAACCCAGACCCAGGGAACUAUAAUAAUUCAUAAAUUUAUAUAAUGAAUAAUGAUUAUGAAUUCAUACUUACGAGAUUCUCUAGAUAAGAGUUUAGUAUCACUUCAAGCAAACUUCUUUUAUGCUAAAUCCUAUUAUUUGUUGUUUGUAUUGGUACAUACAGAUACAGUACUGCAUUUAUAAAACCAGAGAAAACUAUAGUUCGGCCGCUUAGAAAACGACCUCCUCUAGCAUUGGUUUAGCAUUAGCGCGCAGGUCGCAUUCUAAAAAAGCGGCCGAACUAUUGUCUAGAUCUACUUAAAUGUAAUUCACUCAAUCUCUCCAUUCAGUUUGAAAUGUGUGUUUACCUACGACCGACUUUUUAACUAGCCUUUUCAAUUCAGUUCUUAGAAUUUGAAAAGAUUCACUUUACAGUAUUGUUUACUUACUUUACAGUCUUGUUUUGUAGAGUUUGGAUAGAAUAGAAGUAAAAUUGUAAUGCUUCAAACAUCAAUAUUGUAAUACUUAUCAGCUGUAAAGUCAAAUUUAAUUGACGGAACAAUGAGUUGGGACAAGGUUAUAAAAGAAAACAUAACCUCUCUUAGAAGUUAUGAGUAGUGAUUUUGAGUAAUUAAAAAACUGUCGUAGGUAAAGUAGUGUACGCAACUCGCAAAACCAUGGGAAACGGGGGUUUAUGGGGGGUUUUAUGGGGUAAAAAUCGGUUUUUCCCAUUUUUGACCCUAAAAACAUAGAAUUUUACAAUUUCUUUUAAAACUAUUUUGUAGAACUUAAAAAAACAAAUAAUUUAGUAUGUUGAAGCGUUAUUAUGCGCCUAAUGGUUACGGAAAAAAUUCCUGAAAAAUUUUAAAUUUAAAAUUCUUAUAAAGAAUAAGUAAACUCUUGUAGUUUGCUUGUUUAUGAACAUAUUUUGAUCAAAUUUGGAAGAUGCAUUUAUUUGUUACAAAACUAUAACAUAAAAAAAACAAACACUUUUUUACCCUCCCUUUUGCAGCAAACCUAAGUACUAGUUGUUAAAUUCCAUUUAAGGAAUAAAUAUGGUAUUUUUAAGGAGACAUUUUGGUGUAAAUCCAAUCAGGCAAUUGGAAAUUCACUUAGUCUGCAGGUUUGCUGCGGCGAGGGUAUUGUUUCUUAUCAACACUGAAUUGUUAUUAGGAAGUAGCCUAUAAUGAUAACUAAAAACUAGUUCAAAAUCAAUUUUGAAAAAUCAAGAGUUUUCUAUGUGCUGUACCACUUAUGUCUACUUGUGUCUUUUUAUGCGGUUUUUUACCAUUCAGUUACAUAUCCUGGGUUCUAUCAUUGACUUUUGGAUACUGAAGUAGAUAUAGUCAAAGGUUCUAUUAAAUAGAGAU
Macrosteles quadrilineatus (aster leafhopper) is the source of this 3432-nucleotide messenger RNA. RefSeq names its product mitoguardin-like. Gene Ontology annotation, biological process: mitochondrial fusion. The record is from RefSeq and is a predicted model, not a curated record. The transcript has 8 exons. NCBI's taxonomy places the organism in Eukaryota, Metazoa, Arthropoda, Insecta, Hemiptera, Cicadellidae. Bases 53 to 1267 code for a protein of 404 amino acids.